AUGUCUUCAGAUAACCAGUGGUCAGCAGAUGAGGAUGAAGGCCAAUUGUCCCGACUUAUCAGGAAAUCUAGAGACUCCCCCUUUGUUCCGGUAGGUAUUGCAGGUUUUAUGACUGUGGUGUCCUAUGGUCUUUACAAGUUAAAGUACAGAAGAGAUCAGAAAAUGUCCAUUCAUCUUAUUCACACGAGAGUUGCUGCCCAAGGAUUCGUUGUGGGAGCUGUGACUCUAGGUGUUCUUUAUUCUAUGUAUAAGGAUUACAUUAGACCUCGAUUCUUCGGUGUAUCCAAAAAAUGA
Pteropus alecto (black flying fox) is the source of this 294-nucleotide messenger RNA. RefSeq names its product HIG1 hypoxia inducible domain family member 1C (gene HIGD1C). The transcript has 3 exons. The record is from RefSeq and is a predicted model, not a curated record. Gene Ontology annotation, biological process: mitochondrial respirasome assembly. Gene Ontology annotation, cellular component: mitochondrion. NCBI's taxonomy places the organism in Eukaryota, Metazoa, Chordata, Mammalia, Chiroptera, Pteropodidae. Bases 1 to 294 code for a protein of 97 amino acids.